This is a messenger RNA of Gongylonema pulchrum, 261 nucleotides long. The record is from the annotation of a GenBank genome assembly. NCBI's taxonomy places the organism in Eukaryota, Metazoa, Nematoda, Chromadorea, Rhabditida, Gongylonematidae.
AUGAAUUCACUGCCACAAGAAAUUCGGAAUAAAAUACCAACACCACCAACGCUAAAAAAGUUGCCGCAGCCAAUCCAAGAGAAGAUUAUGGCUGUUGUAAAAAACGGAAGUUUAUCUCUGGCUCAGAAGCGUUCACAGUUGGAAGCUAUAUAUGAUGCCCUAACACCGGAUCAGAAGAAGCUUGUACCUCUAUGGGCCAAAUUAAGAGAAUGCCCAAAACUGUUCUGUCGAAUGAAAUAUGACCAGUGUCAAACAGUUUAA